AUGUACAGUGUGGCCCCAGUGUGGCCCCAGUGUGGUCCCAGUGUGGUCCCAGUGUGGUCCCAGUGUGGCCCCAGUUUGGUCCCAGUGUGGUCCCAGUGUGGUCCCAGUGUGGUCCCAGUGUGGUCCCAGUGUGGUCCCAAUCUGGUCCCAGUGUGGUCCCAGUGUGGUCCCAGUGUGGCCCCAGUGUGGCCCCAAUGUGGCCCCAAUCUGGUCCCAGUGUGGUCCCAGUGUGGUCCCAGUGUGGUCCCAAUCUGGUCCCAGUGUGGUCCCAGUGUGGUCCCAGUGUGGCCCCAGUGUGGCCCCAAUGUGGCCCCAAUCUGGUCCCAGUGUGGUCCCAGUGUGGUCCCAGUGUGGCCCCAGUGUGGUCCCAGUGUGGCCCCAGUGUGGUCCCAAUCUGGUCCCAGUGUGGUCCCAGUGUGGUCCCAGUGUGGCCCCAGUGUGGCCCCAAUGUGGCCCCAAUCUGGUCCCAGUGUGGUCCCAGUGUGGUCCCAGUGUGGUCCCAGUGUGGUCCCAGUGUGGUCCCAGUGUGGCCCCAGUGUGGUCCCAAUCUGGUCCCAGUGUGGUCCCAGUGUGGUCCCAGUGUGGCCCCAGUGUGGCCCCAAUGUGGCCCCAAUCUGGUCCCAGUGUGGUCCCAGUGUGGUCCCAGUGUGGCCCCAGUGUGGUCCCAGUGUGGCCCCAGUGUGGUCCCAAUCUGGUCCCAGUGUGGUCCCAGUGUGGUCCCAGUGUGGUCCCAGUGUGGCCCCAGUGUGGCCCCAAUGUGGCCCCAAUCUGGUCCCAGUGUGGUCCCAGUGUGGUCCCAGUGUGGUCCCAGUGUGGCCCCAAUGUGGCCCCAAUCUGGUCCCAGUGUGGUCCCAGUGUGGUCCCAGUGUGGUCCCAGUGUGGUCCCAGUGUGGCCCCAAUCUGGUCCCAGUGUGGUCCCAGUGUGGUCCCAGUGUGGUCCCAGUAUGGACCCAGUAUGGUCCCAGUAUGGUCCCAGUAUGGUCCCAAUGUGGUCUCAGUGUGGUCUCAGUGUGGUCCCAGUGUGGUCCCAGUGUGGCCCCAGUAUGGACCCAGAAUGGUCCCAGUGUGGUCCCAGAGUGGUCCCAGAGUGGUCCCAGAAUGGUCCCAGAGUGGACAGAGCCUGCAGUGCACGCGGGGGUCACGCGUACAGCACUGUAUCCAUUUGUUUAUGUGGUGCUGCGCAUGUCAAUGACGUCCAUUAUGCAAUAG
Messenger RNA from Knipowitschia caucasica, 1209 nucleotides. The record is from the annotation of a GenBank genome assembly. Lineage: Eukaryota; Metazoa; Chordata; Actinopteri; Gobiiformes; Gobiidae.